AUGGGUUGCUUGUGUUCAAAAGAAGAAUCAGUUUUAGAAUUUGGAAACUUCCCACGUAUGACAGUUUCUUCUGUUGCAGAUGGCAACCAAAUUCUUGGUCAGAAGUAUCCGGAGGCACCCCUUUUAAAGGAAGUUAAUUUCGCUGUUAUCAGUGAUGACGAUAAUCUCAUAAACGACGAAGAAAUUAAUAAUAUAUUAGAAGAAGACUCAGAUGAAUAA
This is a messenger RNA of Trichomonas vaginalis G3, 219 nucleotides long. RefSeq lists its product as uncharacterized. Bases 1 to 219 code for a protein of 72 amino acids. NCBI's taxonomy places the organism in Eukaryota, Parabasalia, Trichomonadida, Trichomonadidae. The transcript has a single exon. The record is from RefSeq and is a predicted model, not a curated record.